This is a messenger RNA of Homalodisca vitripennis (glassy-winged sharpshooter), 1737 nucleotides long. RefSeq names its product transportin-1 (gene Tnpo). The record is from RefSeq and is a predicted model, not a curated record. Bases 238 to 1722 code for a protein of 494 amino acids. Lineage: Eukaryota; Metazoa; Arthropoda; Insecta; Hemiptera; Cicadellidae. Gene Ontology annotation, biological process: protein import into nucleus. Gene Ontology annotation, cellular component: nucleus; cytoplasm. Gene Ontology annotation, molecular function: nuclear import signal receptor activity; small GTPase binding. The transcript is spliced from 10 exons.
UUUUUGUUGUUUUAAAAAAAUUGAUAAUCAUAUUUGGAGGAAUUUUGCCUUGUAAAUAAAUAUAACAGUUAAAAAAUUAGCAAUGUAACUGUAGUUUUAUCAAGACAGCAUUUCUAAUAAGUCGGCGAAUAGACUAUUUUUGCAGUAACCAUACCCCAUUAAUCCGAUAUCCGGUUGGUGUUCUUGUCUACCAAUCUCCUCAAUCGUUACAUUACUACAGGCCUUGGUUCGGCAAGAAUGAAAAUGGCGUGGCAACCUCAAGAGGAAGGUCUUAGGCAAAUUCUCCAACUACUGAAAGAAUCUCAAUCGCCGGAUAAUGCGACUCAGAAAGCAGUUCAAGAAAAACUUCAAGAAUUUAACAAGUUUCCAGAUUUCAACAACUACCUCAUUUUCGUGCUCACCAAAUUAACAACUGAAGAUGAACCAACUCGCUCACUGAGUGGACUCAUUUUGAAGAAUAAUGUGAAGGCACAUUAUAACAAGUUCAUGCCAGAAGUGUCUGAGUUCAUUAAAUCAGAAUGUCUGAGCGCCGUGGGGGAUCCGAGUCCCUUGAUCAGAGCUACUGUAGGGAUUCUCAUCACGACCAUUGCCAGCAAGGGCGAGUUGACUACGUGGCCCGAACUGUUGCCAGCCCUCUGCAACAUGUUGGACUCUCAGGACUACAAUGUCUGCGAGGGUGCUUUUGGUGCUCUUCAAAAGAUAUGUGAAGACUCAACUGAGUUCCUUGAUAGUGAUGCUCUGAACCGACCACUCAAUGUCCUCAUUCCCAAGUUCCUGCAGUUCUUCAAACACUCUAGCGCUAAAAUCAGAUCUCAUGCCAUUGCAUGUGUGAACCAGUUCAUCAUCAUUCGAACCCAGGCUUUGAUGAUUCAUAUUGACUUGUUCAUUGAGAACCUGUUCCACCUGGCUACUGACGAUGAUGCUGAAGUCCGCAAGAAUGUCUGCAAGUCUCUGGUCAUGCUCUUGGAUGUCAGAAUGGACCGACUCAUUCCCCAAAUGCAUAAUAUUAUUGAGUACAUGCUAAUGAGAACUCAGGAUGCAGACGAGGGUGUGGCAUUGGAGGCCUGUGAGUUCUGGCUAACUUUAGCUGAGCAGCCAAUUUGCAAGGAGGUAUUAGGCCAGCAUUUGAAUCGUCUAGUGCCCCUUCUGGUAGGAGGUAUGAAGUACUCGGAGAUAGACAUCAUCCUCCUCAAGGGAGAUGUGGAAGAAGACGAAAUGGUACCAGACAGAGAUGAAGACAUCCGGCCACGGUUUCCCAAAGUACGGUCUCAUGGUAUGAAGCACUCAGAGCUGGAGAAUGGAGUGAGCGAAGGAGAUGAUGAUGAAGGGAUGGAUGAUGAGAGUACUCUGUCUGACUGGAAUCUCCGAAAAUGCAGUGCAGCGGGAUUAGAUGUGUUGGCCAAUGUAUUCCGGGAGGAUCUGCUUCCUGUAUUGGUGCCAAUCUUGAAGGAAACAUUGUUCCAUCAGGAGUGGGAGAUCAAGGAGUCAGGGAUUCUGGCUUUGGGAGCCAUUGCUGAAGGUUGUAUGACUGGGAUGAUCCCACACUUGAGUGAGCUGAUACCUUACCUGAUCGGCUGCCUGUCGGACAAGAAAGCUCUGGUGAGAGCCAUCACCUGCUGGACCUUGUCUCGCUACUCUCACUGGGUGGUCAGCCAGCCCGACCACGACACCUAUCUCAAGCCUCUCAUGACCGAGGUCAGCAGACGGAAACAUUACAACUAGUUCUAGGCCUAUGGA